AUGUUCUCUCUUCUUCAAUGUAUGCUUGAUGACCCCGAAGAUUUCUUCCGACCAUCUACGGGUUCGGUAGAGGUGCUGAAUUUCCGAUCCGCUCAAAACGUUUGGGGUUACUUCUCGGUUUCCAGUGCUGGUAAAGUCCACGAGUUUGCGGACUCACAGUUUGGUCAUCUGUUUGCUCGCGGUCGUACUCGUCACGAAGCUGUAUCUGUGAUGUUGUGUGCCUUACAAGAACUGGAGCUGCGGGCCUCGUUCGCCUCUCAGGUGUCGUAUUUGGUAGACAUGCUGAAGGAGCCAGAUUUCACAGAGAAUCGUUUCAACACUCAGUGGCUCGAUAAUCGCAUUGCCAAUAAAGUUCUUCAGAAAGUGCCGCUCCCUAAGCAUGAAAUGAUUGCUAUAAGUAGCGCUGUUAUUGGUCAUGCGAGGGUGACUACAGCCUUCAGUAACUUCAGAAAUGCUGUUGAGAGAGGACAGGUUCUACCAACAAAGGAUUUAACAGAGACGUUCCUCUUCGAUCUUGUCAAAGACAUGAGCAUUUACAAAGUGACAGUGACACGUAGUGGAGCUCUCAACUACGUAGUUUCUUUGAACAGUGGAAAAACGCAGGUAGAAAUUCGCCUGCUAGGUGACGGUAGUCUGCUUGUCACUCACCAAGAGCGUAGCUACACAUGCAAUUUAGAGGAAACUUCCGAUAAAUUCAAGGUGGCGAUUGGUCGAUCAAUAGUUGUCUUCGAAAAAGACAAUGACCCUAGCAUUCUGAAAUCCCCCUACACAGGAAAACUACUGGGAUACAAAAAACAGAACAAGCUACAAAAGACGAAUACUCCGAAAGCAAAAGUCGACAUUGAGUCACUUUACACUCACAGCCAUGUCACACAUUGCAAGGUCGCCGAAGGAUGA
Molecule: messenger RNA, 897 nt
Organism: Cooperia oncophora
Lineage: Eukaryota; Metazoa; Nematoda; Chromadorea; Rhabditida; Trichostrongylidae
Source: the annotation of a GenBank genome assembly